This is a messenger RNA of Cannabis sativa, 1878 nucleotides long. Its product is annotated as WAT1-related protein At4g19185. The transcript is spliced from 8 exons. The record is from RefSeq and is a predicted model, not a curated record. Gene Ontology annotation, molecular function: transmembrane transporter activity. Bases 335 to 1456 code for a protein of 373 amino acids. Lineage: Eukaryota; Viridiplantae; Streptophyta; Magnoliopsida; Rosales; Cannabaceae. Gene Ontology annotation, cellular component: plasma membrane.
CCACUUGUAAAAAUCCUCACCAAAUCCUUAUUCAAAAAAAUCCAUAAACAAAUAAAUAAUAAUUGGAAAAAAAGAGAGAGAAAAAAAAAUAAAUAAAAGGAAAGAAGGAAGAAGAUGAAACAGAUCGUUUUUAUGGUUUUUGUUUACCUUUGACAUCGUACUUAUCUAUCUAAUGUUACAAUACAUAGAGAGAGAUUCAUAUUGAAGCCAAAGUUGAACGCCAUUAGUUCUACCAAGAAGAAAAAAGAGACCUUUCAACAACUGAUUCACCAAACUCCAUUGGUCAAAUUCCCUCUUCUUUCCCUCUCUAGGGAACCUCUUUUGGAAGGUAGUGAUGGCGGCAGUUACGGCGGUCACAGCGGGAGGUGGCGACGUAUGGAAGGCUCAUGCUGCCAUGGCGCUGAUUCAGCUCUUCAAUGGAGGUUACCAUGUAAUUACCAAAGUAGCUCUCAACGUUGGAGUCAAUCAGCUCGUCUUCUGCGUCUACCGUGACCUCCUUGCUCUUUCGAUUCUAGCUCCCGUCGCCUAUUUCAGAGAAAAGCGUACUCGACCACCAUUGAAUAAACAUCUUCUUUUGACGUUCUUUUUUCUUGGGUUAACUGGGAUAUUUGGAAACCAGCUUUUAUUUCUCAUUGGUCUUGGAUACACAAAUCCUACUUAUGCUGCUGCUAUACAACCUACCAUUCCAGUGUUUACAUUCAUCUUGGCAGUCCUAAUGGGUACAGAACGAGUGAACUUGCUCAGGACUGAAGGUCAGGCGAAGAUUGGAGGCACAUUCAUUUGUGUUUCUGGUGCUGUAUUAAUGUGUUUCUACCGUGGUUGGGCUUUGUUAGGAAAUAUGGAGCCUGAUUAUUCAGCACAAAGUGAAAUAAUUGCAAGAGGUCAACCCGAGCCUGUUGGAUGGCUAAUGUCCAGUUUUUCAGAGUUUGGGCUUGAUCAUUUUCACCUUGGAGUUUUGUGCUUAAUUGGAAACUGCAUGUGCAUGGCUGCAUUUCUGGCCAUUCAGGCUCCACUUUUGAAAAAGUAUCCUGCAAACAUAUCAGUCACUGCAUAUUCAUACUUCUUUGGUGCUUUGUUGAUGGUGUCGACAUCAUUCUUUUUGACAAAUGAAUCAACAGACUGGGUUCUAACACGGUCUGAGGUCCUAGCUGUAAUAUAUGCUGGUACGAUUGCUUCUGCACUUAAUUAUGGACUUCUGACAUGGUGCAAUAAGAUCUUGGGGCCUGCUUUGGUUGCUACAUACAAUCCACUUCAACCUGCUGCUUCUGCCUUUUUGUCAAGAAUUUUCCUUGGGAGCCCUAUCUAUUUGGGAAGCGUAUUAGGUGGUAUUCUGAUCAUUGCUGGUCUUUACAUCGUCACUUGGGCGGCUUUCAAAGAGAAACAGGCAGUUCUGGGGAUUACACAUCAUGACUAUACUCGGGUUUCUUCUUCAUCGUCGAUUAACUCAAAAAAGUGAGUGGAAUUGGGCAAUGGCAUUUUUUUUUCUGUUGUCCUAUCCUAGAGUAAGAUCGCUCAAGGGUAUAUUUGUUGUGUUUCGUCUAUAUUCCUUUGCCCUUGCCCUCCAUAAUGAAUAGCUUGGUCCCCAUAGUACUAAGCGUUUUGGUGGAAUAAGUUCAAAAGUGGAUCUUGGAUGAUUAUAAGCUCUACUGCAUUUUUCCUCGACUAGUCUCUCUCUGUGUCUCUAGUGUAGCCUUGUGUCAAGGGGUUUGGACCUACAAUAUCUGACCUCAUUGUCGUUUUACACUUGCUUGCUUAAUUUUCAUGUUACACACUGUUGCAAUGAAAUUGUUGCAAUAUAUGUAAAGUUGUAUAAUAUUAAACACACAACUAUCUCUGUAUAGAUCGCUUGAAAUAAAUUGGACUCACUAUUCAUUUCCU